Molecule: messenger RNA, 675 nt
Organism: Kwoniella botswanensis
Lineage: Eukaryota; Fungi; Basidiomycota; Tremellomycetes; Tremellales; Cryptococcaceae
Exons: 6
Coding region: 1-675 (224 amino acids)
Molecular function (GO): acyltransferase activity, transferring groups other than amino-acyl groups
Source: RefSeq, a predicted model, not a curated record
AUGAGUUCAAACGAAUACCAAAUCUCCAAGACCCUUGGUCCUUCUGACGGUGACACCGUCAUGUCUAUGCUGUUAGCGGCGGGCCACGAGAUAACGGUUCACAAUUAUCUAUUUGGACGUUAUCCCCAAGAAGUUGGCAAGUUGGGCUUGUACGCUCAGCUCGGGCCAUUCACAGAUGUAUCCAUCUCCCCGGCAGCUCCAACCGGAAGUGAAUUUUGGACAAGCAAGGAUAACGGGGAAAUAAAGAGUGUCAUGUGUUUUACCCGUCCUUACAAAGAAUAUGGUCAUCACGCGUUCAAGGAGGCUAGUGCGCAUCGCAUGCGCCAGCAUGUCUCGGAAGAAGUCAGAUCUUGGGUGAUCAGCGAGUACUUCCCAAAAACCCAGACUGUCCGAAGAUCUACAAGACUUGAUGAGGAGGAAGCCAUUGAGGUCACCUUCUUGGCCACACGACCAGAAGCAAGACAACAAGGUCACGCCACAGGACUGCUGUCAGAGCUGAUGGCUGAAUCGCGAAACACCAACACACCCAUUUGGUUACUUUCCCAAGCUGAUAAAGCAACGUCGCUGUUCCGCGAAUUGGGUUUUGAGGAGAAGGGUUCUGAACAUGUUCGAAUGGAAGAUCAAGGUACAGCGACAAUGACUGCUUUCACAUACGUUCCUUCCACUCAAGGAUGA